AUGCUUAAAUUUUUUUUUUAUAAUCUUUUUUAUAUUUUUCUUUAUUAUAAAGGAAUAAUAUCAGAUAAUUUUAAACUUAGAAAUAAUGAAAAUUUUAUAGAACUUCUUCAGAAAAAUGGAAAUUAUAAGAUCGAGAUAUUGGAACCUGAAUGUACAUCAGAAAGUAAUGUAAGUAGUGAUCAAAUUAAGGAAUCUUAUAAUUUUGAUAGAAAAGAAUUUUUAAUGCAUGAUUUUGUUGUUGUCAAAAAUUCCCAAUUUUCUAAUGACACUGCUUUAGAGCUUUAUCAUCUAAAGGAAAAAAAAAAAACAAGUUAUUUGGUUUUAACAUUUUAUAUAGGAGAUUUUAAAUUUCCAGAAGGUGAUUCUUAUGAGGCAAAUUUAAUUUUAAAUGUAGUACCAGUUAGUACAAAAAAUACCUGUAAACAUAAUACCUAUAUUGUCAGUUUAUUAAAAACUAUUGACGUAAAUAAUCCAUCUGAAUUUGAAAUUUCCAAAGGACCUCUAAAGAUUACAAUUAGUAAAACUUCUGGAAGUUUUAGAAUUAAUGUAACUAACUUUUUCAAGGAUGAUAAAUGGAGGGCUUUUUCAAAAAAUAAAAUUUCAUUUUUACUAAAACCAGAAGAUUAUUGUUAUACAAAAUUAGAGAAUAAAUUAAAUAAACCAUCAUUAAUAGUUGAAAAAAAAACUAUUUUUUACACAGAAUGGGGAGAAUGGUCAUCAUGCUCAAUGACUUGUGAUCAUCCAGAUAACGUUCAAAUAAGAGAAAGACAAUGUAUACGUGAAAAUGAUGAUUGUUUUCAAGGAGAUUUAAAAGAAUCAAAAAUGUGUGAAGCUAUUUUACCAAAAUGUAGUGAUACAAUAAGUAAAAGCAAUGGUUUUUCAACUUUAAAGAUUAUUUUAAUUAUUUUACCAUUACUUCUUAUUAUAUGUAUAUUACUUAUAUUGUAUCAUAUAUUCUAUAGAAAAAAGGGAGCAGAAAAAGAAUUAUAUGAAAACGUAGCAGGAAGAUUUAUGUAUGACUAA
Messenger RNA from Plasmodium gallinaceum, 1023 nucleotides. RefSeq names its product thrombospondin-related apical membrane protein, putative (gene TRAMP). The transcript has a single exon. NCBI's taxonomy places the organism in Eukaryota, Apicomplexa, Aconoidasida, Haemosporida, Plasmodiidae. The record is from RefSeq and is a predicted model, not a curated record. Bases 1 to 1023 code for a protein of 340 amino acids. Gene Ontology annotation, molecular function: metalloendopeptidase activity.